UCUCCACAGCGAGGCACAGACUCCGAUAGGCGGUGCAGGCGAGGAGGGAGGUGGGUGCCCUGGAGGAGCCCCCGGGAUCUGGCAGCACCGCCGGCACUGGGGCAUCCACCCGUGGGGCACAGGGAGCCGGGUUCAGCCUGAUCCCACAUCAGGCAGGAAAGCUCCUCACAGCUCGGCCAUGGGGCCCCCCACUGAGCUGCUGCGGGGCCGGGCAGGCCCGGAGGCCUGGCGCAAUGAGGCCAAGGCCACGGUGAGGGCAGCACACCAGCUGCGGGGGCGCUGCUGGCGGGAGGCGCUGGCACAGUGGCGCCCACCGCACCCCCCAGGUGAGCCUCAGGAGACACCCUACGAGCGCCGCACACGGCUUCAGGGCUGGCGCUUCAAACUGGACGUGACGGAGGCUGGUGAGACACUGGAGAAGCCGCCCGAGGGGCCGGGCAUCACACUGUGGAAGAGCAAGAUGAAGCCCCCACCAUGGGUGAGCCAGCUGCCCCUGCCCUGCUUCCGGGACCACUGCGCCAGCCAGAGCAACGGGCUGGCUGCCCGCUAUGCCAGCGCUGUGCGCCUGGUGGUCAGCCGGCUGCGCCAGGCGCUCACCGAGCUCAAUGAGCAGGCCAAGCGCCUCAACCUGGCACGCCAGCGCCUCGAUGCUGCCCUGGCCAAGGUUCGCACCGCGCUGCUCACCAACCAUCAGAGUGCCCUGGUGCGCGGGCACCGGCCCCCAGCUGAGCAGGCCCCAGACCAAGUUGACGCACUGCUGCGGUGGGAACGCAAGGAGCUGCAGAGGCUGAAGGUGGAGCUGGAGGGAGACAUGGACAUGUCGGAGGCGCACCUGAAGGCGCUGGGCAAGUGCCAGCACACCCUGAGCAUGCUGUGCCAGGAGCGAGGACAGGUGCUGGAGCUGCUGGGGCAGCCGCUGCGCAUGGUGCUGCUGGAGGCCGAGCGCGAGUCCUGGCUCAGCCUGAGCCGGCCCUCGUCCCCCUUCGUAGUGAGGAACCCCACCCCGGAGCCCAGCCCUGUCGGGCCCUACACACCAGAGUGCGCGGCGGCCAUUGAGGAGGCACGGUGCCUGACCCUGCGCUCCAAGGAGGUGCUGGCCACGCUCAAGGCAGCCACAGCCCAGGCCACGGCCUCGCGCCACCAGGCCCAAGCGGCCUUAGAUGGCAGCCUGCAGCGCAAGAUGGACGAGACUCUGGCGCUCAAGGAGCGUCUCUACAUGGCUUUGGGGGGCAUGCGCAGCACCCUGAACCGCUGCCAGCGCUUCCACGGGGAGCUGGACAUCACCCAGGGCAUGACCAUGGGCCCUGAGUCCAGCCAGUACCUGGAGGCACGGGAGAAGCUGACCAGGCCCCUGGUGCGGGUGUACCAGCGCCAUGUGGGCACCCAACUGCCUGAGGCCCAGAUCCUCACCCAGGGCAGCGUGCAGCUGGAGCGCUCCAUGCAGAAGGCAGCAGCCAAUGUGCAGCAGAUGCAGGCCACCCAGCGGCACCUGCGCGCCUCCAUCCGUGACAAGGAGACGGGCUUCCACGUGGAUGCCAGCGUACAGCGCCUGCGCCGCCGCCGCAUGCACCCCCGUAGCAGCCUGGCGGAGGCCUGCCAGCUACUCUGCUCCUAGGGGGCCCCCAUAGCCAGAGUAUGAGAAUAAAAUCCCAGAGACCUUUGA
Mauremys reevesii (Reeves's turtle) is the source of this 1663-nucleotide messenger RNA. It is a transcript of the gene TEKTL1, whose product is annotated as coiled-coil domain containing 105. The record is from RefSeq and is a predicted model, not a curated record. The transcript has 8 exons. The coding region runs from base 179 to 1615 and encodes 478 amino acids. Lineage: Eukaryota; Metazoa; Chordata; Testudines; Geoemydidae.